ACAACUCACUUAUCAUUCCAACACAUUUGCAAAGACACACGGAGGACAGAAAAGAUGGACCCUUUAAAGUCGAUCUUUUUGUUUUCAUGGUGCUUUUAUUUGGCAAGUCCAAAUGAUUUGAGAUCAGAAGGAGUUAAAAAUUUCACCCAAAGUGGGGAAAUACUCGGAGGAAGUGCCACCCUCUCUAUUGAAAUUGAAAACAUGAAGAGACCGGCUGUGUGGUCUUGUGGAAAUAAGAAGUACGAGUGCGAUAGAUCAUGUGCCAAAGGUACUGAAUUUCAAGUGAGUCAGAGUGGCAACAAGUCUUCUCUUUGGAUGAGGAGAAUAACUAACAAAUGUUUGACUUGGAAAUUUCUAGACGACAACGUCGAAGGAGGGAUAUUUCAUCUGAAAAUAAACA
Molecule: messenger RNA, 400 nt
Organism: Octopus sinensis (East Asian common octopus)
Lineage: Eukaryota; Metazoa; Mollusca; Cephalopoda; Octopoda; Octopodidae
Exons: 4
Source: RefSeq, a predicted model, not a curated record